CACCCGUGUCAUGCUGUCAAGUGUCAACUGUUUCGACAUGAUAGGUGUAUUCGACUUCAUGCAGCCGCAGUCGAUGUCGAACGUACCUACCUUUGGCACAUAGCGUACCUGGGCGGUGCUACUUAGUCUGUAGUUUCUAACUGCUUUCACACGCCAACUGUCUCCCACCUUAAAAUGUCAUGUAAACCAUUGACCGAUGAGGCCGUUGUAUCAGCGUGCAAGGAAAGGGACCCCAUCACCAAGGACUUCAUGAUGCAGCAAACUAAUCUCAGGGUGAAAGACCCUGCGAAAUCCAUAGACUUUUACACCCGCAUCAUGGGCAUGACUUUGCUUCAGAAAAUAGACUUCACACCCAUGUUGUUUACUCUCUACUCCCUGGGGUACGAGGAGAAGACAGACAUCCCAGUGAAUGUGAAAGAGAGGACAGCGUGGACAUUUUCUCGCAGAGCCACUCUGGAGCUCACACACAACUGGGGCUCGGAGUUGGAUGACAGCAUUUCAUACCACAACGGAAAUUCCGAACCUCGGGGCUUUGGGCACAUCGGUAUUGCUGUACCUGAUGUCUAUGCAGCCUGUAAAAUAUUUGAAGAACAAGGAGUAACAUUUGUCAAGAAACCAAAUCAGGGUAAAAUGAAGGGACUGGCUUUCAUACAGGACCCUGACGGAUACUGGAUUGAGAUUUUAAGUCCAAACAACAUGGUCCCAUUAACUUCAUAAACCUUACAUUUUGUGGGAUUCUACUUAAUUGCAUCUAUGAUUCUGAUAUGCAGGCCUAUGAAAGUACUGCAAAAUGAUACAUUUUAGGUCACAGGGAAAUUUUACAAGCACCACUGUACAGGGCAGAAUUUUGACGUAUUAGAACUGCCAUAAAUGCAAACACAUUUGGUUUUGAACUGUUUACAUUUAUUUUGUAGGCCAAAUAAACACGUUUAUUUUUAUGUC
Messenger RNA from Osmerus eperlanus (European smelt), 942 nucleotides. RefSeq names its product lactoylglutathione lyase-like. Gene Ontology annotation, molecular function: lactoylglutathione lyase activity; metal ion binding. NCBI's taxonomy places the organism in Eukaryota, Metazoa, Chordata, Actinopteri, Osmeriformes, Osmeridae. The transcript is spliced from 6 exons. The record is from RefSeq and is a predicted model, not a curated record. Bases 175 to 717 code for a protein of 180 amino acids.